Messenger RNA from Caenorhabditis auriculariae, 1251 nucleotides. Lineage: Eukaryota; Metazoa; Nematoda; Chromadorea; Rhabditida; Rhabditidae. The record is from the annotation of a GenBank genome assembly.
AUGGCCACCGAGAUGCGUUGUUUCCUACAAACGGCACAGGGUCGUGCCGUGAUGGAGGAGCAAAGAAAACGGAAGACGAUUCUUCCCGAUCCCGGCUCUAUUUAUUUCGACUUCUUUUGUUCUGUAAGUCUUAUGAUUGGAGUUUGUUGGGUAAAUGAUCUUUAUCUUUUUGAGAUGAUUAUUAUCACACGAGCUCAUGCCUAAAGAGACCCGUCCGGUUUGCAUUGCGCCGCUGGCCCUACUAGAUCAUUUUUGACCAUUUCUUUCUAUUUAAUGAAAUGAACAAGCUGUUUUUGAUCUUAAUAGAUAAACAUUACAGAAAAAACGACUUUUUACUUACUAAAUACGGAUUUCUCAAACUAGGCUAUUUUUUCGAUACUUGCUGUCGUUCGCAACAACUUCGUUAUUAAUACAGAAAUUUUAUUUUCGAUUAUUCUAAUUGUGUUUUUCUUAAAACUUGUCUGUUCUUCCGCACAAAAAACUCGUUAUUAACGGAGAUAUCGCCUAAAAACCUCGAUCGGUGUUUGCACAAUUGAAACCUACAGUGUGCCAAACCGGACGGGUUGAACAAAUGUCUGAUUGGGAACCGCACAGCACUUUGAUACAGCGUGGAUUUUAUUUUUGGAAGUUUUCUAACAAAAAAGGUCUUGAAGCAAAGCAUGGCCAAGUUUGAUCCAAUUUCGCAUUUUUCGCGAAAAAGAGAAAAGCUGGCGCAAAAUGGUUUAUAAUAUACGCGCCACAGGAAAAAAGAACAUAAGAAAAUUCUAUGUAUUUUAUAAGACCAGUUUCAUUAAUUAUUUCGGAUUUAAUUAGGCAAUUAUCAUUUUCCAGGUCACACCGGGAUGCCUAAGGGUCAAGCAGUUUUUCUACCCGUCCAAGUUGCCAUUGGCUGUCCCUUGGGAAAAUAUUAAGAAGGUUCAUUUCUUCAUCAGUUUACGGCCAUCGAAAAGUUGAAAUAUUUUCCAGCUGUAUUAUUAUGGUCAGAAGGCUGAAGGAGAGGUCUCGAUAGGAUAUGACAAGGAAGGCGUUUGGUGGGCGAGUGAUGAGUUCAGGUAUUUUUGGAAAAUGAAAUUUUGUCAGAAUUGGUAAAUUUUCAGAGUCAAAAAGCGACAAAUAAUCGUUCACAACGUCCGCAUCGAGAGGAACGUCGAGCCGAGUCGAAUCGGAUUCACCGUACAUCACAUCGUUCCGUUCUUAGAAGCUUGUAGAAUGUUGCUGCCUUUCGAGUGCCAUGUUUCUGGAGAAUUCUGA